CUCCAAGUCCAGGAAUAGUUCUCAAAGUUGAGUUCAGCAAGCCGUAAGGUGAAACGUGAGCAAAGGCUUCUGCAAAACCACCGUUGACUGAUGAGGAAAUGUAGAGAGAAAAUAGAGAGAUUACGAAAUCCAAACGUUCCCCGAUGGAACCCAUACGACACCUCAGUCACUGAUGAUCUCCACUGCUUUGUUCCAAAGUAUCUGCCACCCCGAAAGGUAUUCGAGACGUGGCCAUCCACACAAAUAACUGUUUCCUUCUACAGGUUAAAGGCAAAGUGGACUCCACUGGAUUAUUCCAAAAAUCCAUAUGUGGAUUGUAGUGAGAGACACAGUUACUGUUUUUCAUCCAUCGAUGUAGAGGCCAGCAAUAAGGCGAUGAAUUCAUCUUGCUGAUCACUACUGGGCCAUCCUCCUGUCGCUUGGAGUCUGUUUGAGAAAGUCCAUUGAGUGGAGUGCAUCCUUCGGACGGAAUAUGUCUUCUAUCCAUAUCAAAAUUCCUAUUACUUCAAAUGGAAAUACGACCAUUUACUUUGAAAUUGAUCCAAGUAACUUUCCUUGUGAUCCAGAGACAUAUCCAGCCAUGGAUACUCUGGCUGCUGUUGUCUACAGCCUGGUGUGUUUCCUUGCCGUGACGGGGAACCUGGUGGUAAUGACCGUCAUACUUUACAACCGACGCACGACAUCGACCACAGACGUCUACCUGCUCAAUCUGGCCACGGCAGACCUCCUCUUUGCCCUCUCUCUGCCCUUCUGGGCAGUAGAUGCCACAUCAGGGUGGAUGUUUGGUGAUGCCAUGUGUAAGGUUGUCAGCAUGUUACAGGAGGUGAACUUUUACAGUGGGAUCCUGCUGCUGGCCUGCAUCAGUGUGGACCGUUACCUGGCCAUUGUCCGCUCUGCCCAGUCCCACAAGCAGAAUAGGCUGUUUCUGACCAAACUGGUCUGUGGUGUUGUCUGGGUGCUGGCCGUUCUGCUAUCCUUACCCGUUCUCUACAAGAGCGAGAUCCAGGACCAUUUUUCCAAACAGUUCAUAUGUAAUGAGGAUCAUGAUGGUGAAUUUGAUGAAGCAUGGAAACUAGCCACCAAAAUCUUACGCCACAUCAUUGGGUUCCUCAUCCCACUGGGGGUCAUGGUCUUCUGCUACAGUGUCACCAUCCACAGACUGUGUCAGACUAAGGGUUUCCAGAAACAGAAAGCCAUGAAGGUUGUUAUCGCCGUGGUGCUCGCUUUCCUGGUCUGUUGGCUGCCCCACAAUGUAACUGUGUUCACCGACACUCUGUUGAGGCGCAAACUCAUCGCCGACAGUUGUGUCAGGCGCCACCACAUCGACAGGGCUCUGUCUGCCACCCAGAGCCUGGGAUUCCUGCACAGCUGCAUUAACCCAAUCUUGUACGCGUUCAUCGGGGUGAAAUUCCGGAGAAACCUGCUCAAACUCUUGGCUGAUAAAGGACUGGUGAAGGAAAGGGAAGAGUCUCAGUUCAGGAGGUCUGUACAGUCCUCAGUCAAUGGAAUGACAUCAACCACCAUUUAGACCCAAUGUGAGAGAUUCUGUGAUGUUUCACUGCAGCACAGAGUGAGGUUGGGCACAUAGUAAAGAACUGCUGGGCUGCUGAUCAAACUCUGUCCCAUUCUGCCUGGGGAAUAGAUAAAAUUACCUGUGGAGAGUCACUUCUAAUUGCUUACAGAAAAUGUCAAGUUAAAAUGGAGAAACAAAUGCAAACAGCCGAAACUGCAGAUGCCCGAAAUCUGAGAUAAAAACAGUGCUGGAAAUCCUCAGCAGGUCAGGCAGCGUCUGUGGAGGGAGAAAGUGUGAACUGGACCGAUGGAAGGGCAUUGACCUGAGUGUGAAAUCAAGAUGUGGGCACUCCCAUAGUGAUUGGCAAAGAGCUUCUACCACAUUAUAAGCAGGUCGUUCAAACAAUCCGUACAUUGGAAAUGUACAUCCACAAAGGAAAGGGGUGACCUUCCUUUCCCAGCAGAGCCUUGUGGAUAAUGAUGGAGGGGUCUGGUGUCCAACCAACCACAAACAGCAGAAGCUAAAGGAUGAGUUUAGCAAAAUGUAAUCUUCUUGUCUCUUAGUUAUUGGGAAGCCUUCAAUGAAAGUUGCCAGGCAACUCCCAGAAACAUCAAAAAUGGGAGCAAGAGUCAGCCAUUUGGCCCUUCUAGACUGCUCUGCUGUUCAAGGUGAUCAUGGCUGAUCUUGCAAAUUCUGUCCCCUGUUCAUGCUUUCUCCGCGUGUUCCCCUGAUCCCUCUCGCCCCAAGAAUAACAUCUACCUCCUUCCUGGGGCAUUGUCCUGAAGCGUUAACCCAAGAAGUGUAACUCCAUCUACACCAAUCCCAUUCCCCAGCACGUUGUCCGUACCCUUCUCUGCCUUGGUGAUUCAUGUGCUCGUCCAGAUACUUCUGAAAUGUUGUGUGAGAGUCCCUGCCUCCACCGCCCCCUCGGGCACUUUAUUACAUCUUUCUUUAUCCCUUUUUACUGGGAAAGGGAACAUUACCAAGGCCCCGAACAUCGGGGGUUAACAGUGGCGCCAGUGCUGUGAUGCCUGGUGUGUGGCCUGUCUGUUCUCUGCAGUGAUGAGGCGACACCGUCGACAUCACUGACUGAGUGAAGGAUGAAGUCCGUUGCCUGAGGAGUGUUGGUCUGACAGCUGAUGAUCCGGCACUGUCCGCUGACCGGCUCACAUUGCACGGAAAGAUAAGGGAGGUCUUGAGGUGGUCAACAAAGCACUGCGGGGCAGCCUUCCUCACUUCAGAACAAAAGCAGGCUCAUGGCUAUUAUGGAACACUUCCAACACGAGGGGGCCGUUCGGCCCACUGUCACCGUGCUGGUCGUGACAGAGCCACCCAGCCUGAGCCCACCUUCAAUCAUCGGCUCCACUGCCCUGCAGGUAACGGCCCUUCAUGUACAUGUCCAGCAGUGUCCACAUGUGACGGGGGUCUCUGCCUCUCCCCCCCUUUAGGGCAGUGAGUUCCAGAACCACCAACCUCUGGGUGGAAACAUCUCCCCCCAAAACUCUCACCAAUUACUUGAAAUCUGUUCCGCUUGGCUUUAGAGCACUCUGCUCAGGGAAAAAAAAUCCUUCCUGUUUAUUCAAUCUAGUUCUAUCAUAGUCUUACACAUCUCAGUUAAGUCUCCCUCAGCCUCCUCUGUUCCAAGGAAAAUAUCCACAACGUUGAAUCUUUCCUCAAAUUUCCAAUCCUGGUGAUGUCCCCAUAAAUCUCCUCAGCAUCCUCUCCAGUGUAAUCAUACUUGUGCUGUAAUGUGGUGACCAGAACUGUACGCAGUGCUCACACUGUGGCCUCAGUGGUGUUGUGUCAGGUUCCAGCAUAACCUCCCUGCUCUUGUGUUCCAUGUCUCUGUUAAUAAAGCAAACCUUUUUAACCCCUUAUUAACCUGCCCUCCUCUCUUCAAGGAUCUGUGGACAUACACUCCAAAGUCCUGCUGUUCCUCCACACCACUCAAUGUCCUUCCAUUCACUGUGUCUCGUUGCACCUUUCCAAAGCAUUACCUCCCACUUCUCUGGAUCCAAAUCCAGUUGCAGUUUCUGUGCCCAACUGACCAGACCAUCGAUAUCAUCCUACACGCCAAAUCUUUCCUCCUCGGUGUCAACCAUCCCUGACCAACCUGUGUUCUCUCAGUAAAGGGGGCAUUUUCCCAUGGAAUUGAUUCCCAUAACUUUUCCAGUUUAUCCCUUCCUGCCUUUAUAAUCAAUGGUACAUCUCUCACAGUCUUCCCCUCCACUGGAAGCACUAUGUACCCAGUUGGAGUCAGAGCCACUACAAUUUUCUGGCUUGCUGCUUUUAACAGCCUGGGAUAUAUUCCAUCUGGACCUGGGGAUUUAUCCACUUUUGAACUAACUGAACCAUAUCUCAUUCUAAAGCUGCAGGAGAACAUAACUCACUGAAAGACGUUUCCUGCAAGUGUAUAUAUGCCAAAAAGAAGUACAUUUGGCCAAGAAAGCAAAGGCUGUGUCGUUUAUAUUUCCAGUUUAUGUUUGGACAAGUGAGCUUGAAAUGUGUGAAUGGAAUUUACUUUGACAUAUAUUCUGUACGUUCACUGACUGCCUGUGAAAUAAAACAGCUUUG
This is a messenger RNA of Pristis pectinata (smalltooth sawfish), 4087 nucleotides long. Its product is annotated as C-X-C chemokine receptor type 2-like. Lineage: Eukaryota; Metazoa; Chordata; Chondrichthyes; Rhinopristiformes; Pristidae. Gene Ontology annotation, biological process: neutrophil chemotaxis; immune response; G protein-coupled receptor signaling pathway. Gene Ontology annotation, cellular component: membrane. The record is from RefSeq and is a predicted model, not a curated record. Gene Ontology annotation, molecular function: C-X-C chemokine receptor activity. The transcript has 3 exons. The coding region runs from base 473 to 1528 and encodes 351 amino acids.